This is a messenger RNA of Ictidomys tridecemlineatus (thirteen-lined ground squirrel), 4465 nucleotides long. Lineage: Eukaryota; Metazoa; Chordata; Mammalia; Rodentia; Sciuridae. The record is from RefSeq and is a predicted model, not a curated record.
AUGGAAGGGGUGCUCGCGGAAGUCCUGCUGGAGCAGAGCUGGGACCCCCGGGCCCUGUUCGGGACGCUGUGCCGAGGGGAAGCGUCCGCGGAGCGCGUGGAGACGCUGCGCUUCCUUCUGCAGCGGGGCCUGGGCCGCGCGGAGGACGCCCUGACGCGCAAGCGCGCGCGCUAUCUGCUGCAGAGGGCCGUGGAGGUGUCCGCGGAGCUGGGCGCCGACUGCACCUGCGACGCUCACGGGGGAACAGGCCCAAGUCUGUUUUGGUGGUCUGAGAAGAAAAAAGAUGAGCUUCUAAAAUUUUGGGAAAAUUAUAUUUUACUCAUGGAAACUCUAGAAGGAAAUCAGAUACAUGUUAUAAAGCCAGUCUUACCAAAGCUAAACAAUCUGUUUGAAUAUGCAGUGUCAGAGGAACAUGGCUGCUGGCUCUUUCACCCCUCCUGGCACAUGUGUGUUUAUAAAAGAAUGUUUGAGAGUGAGAAUAAAAUCCUGACCAAAGAAGGUGUUCUCCACUUUCUGGAGCUGUAUGAAUCUGAGUGUCUUCCAUUUUCACCAGACUUUUCCGAGUUUAUUAUUGGACCAUUAAUGGAUGCCCUUUCAGAGAGCUCUCUCUAUGGCAGGUCCCCAGGCCAGCUGGUAGGAAGUGGUUCUCCAUUGGGAUUAAAGUUACAGAAGUUUUUAGUCACUUAUGUUUCUCUUCUUCCAGAAGAAAUAAAGAGUGGCUUUCUGCUCAGGUUCCUUCAGAAGAUGACAAGCAGGCACUGGUGUGCAGUGCCUGUGCUCUUUCUGUCCAGGGCUCUGGCGAGUGUCCCGCGGUGCAAGGCCCUGGGAGUGGAAGGGCUGCUGGCCCUCAGGGACGUUCUUCGGUGCACCAUGGUCACACACCAGGUCCUGCUGCGGGGUGCAGCACAGUGCUAUUUACUUCAGGCGGCUCUGCGUUUGGUGGACGUGGAGCAAGUGUCCCUCUGCGAUGUCUCUGCACUCCUCAUGUCUCUGAGACAGGAGGAAUCCUUAGGACGAGGAACUCUGCUAUGGACAGAGCUCUGUGACUGGCUGCGUGAGAACGAGCUGUACUUCAGGCAACCCUCUGCCAGUGGCUCCCAGGGCCUGCAGGAGGCAUCCUUGGCCACAUACGUGAAGAACCUUGUCCAGGAGUACGUGAGGUCCCCUGCCUGGGAAGCAGGAGAAGGCGGCCUCAUGCCUGAUGGGCUAGAGGCCCGGCUGACGGCCACGAUGGUGUUGCUGGCGGUGGAUGUGGAAGGAAAGAAGGCCCAAUACAGUGAAAAGCAGAGGACACAGAACAUGUUGAGGCUGUUCUUGGAUCCCCUGCUGGGAGCCCUGAUGAAGUUCGGUACAAAUGCCUAUGUGCCAGUGCCCAAGACUGACCGGUGUCUGCAGCUGCUGCUGAUGUUGUUGCACACGUGCACGUCGAGGGGCUCCAGCACCCAGGAAGACGAGGUGUCCGUGCUUCUGCAGAGCCUCCUCAUGUCCGCCUCAGAGAGCGUGUCCGAGUUCAUUCUCAGGAGACUCACCAUGGAUGAGCUUCGCACUGUUUCAGAUCUCGACCGUUGCCACUUGUACCUGAUGGUCCUAACUGAGCUCAUACAUCUCCAGCUGAAGUUGGGGUGGAAAGUGGGUGCCUCUAUCUGCAGAGUUAUUUCUCCUUUGAAGAACGCAUGCAUUCGGCACCUUCAGGAGACCGACAGUGGACAGGAGCCCACACUUGCUCGUCAGAUCCAGAGAGUGGCUAGCAUGGCCACCUUGGCCAGGGUGUGCGAGAUAGUGGACCUGCAGCAGGAGUCCCUGGACAUGGGGCCCCUGGAAAGGUUGCUUUGCACUCUUCCACUUAACCAGACUCUGCAGAAGCCCUGUGCAGAGGACCCAGAGAGCAGCAGUUUUUUUGAGGAGUCAUCGCCUUGCCAAGGAUGGGGGAAGAUUGUAGCCCAGUAUGUCCACGAUCAGUGGGUCUGCCUCUCCUUCCUGUUGAGACGGUGCCACCCCCUCGAGCCAGCUGCAGAAGGAGACAAGCUGGAGCCCUCACUGCCCUCUGUGCGAACACCAACACAGAUCCUGUGCGCUGCGCUGGAUGCCCUCUCUCUUUUGCCCUCUGACCGGGUCUCACCCGUGUUCUGCUGCAUGAAGACUCUGGUCCCCCAGCUGCUGACCUCCUCCGAGUCGCUCUGUGUGGAGUCCUUCGACGUGGCCUGGAGAGUCCUGACCUCCUUGAGCAACACCCAGCUGACGUUCUGGCCCAACUUGAGAGCUUUCGUUCAGUUUGUUUUUGAUAAUACCAUUCUCUCCACUGCUGCAAAAACCAAGGGCCAGGCAUAUUUCAGGAUAAAAGAGAUUAUGUACAAAAUCAUUGAAAUGUCUACUGUAAAAACCGGGGUCUUCAAUACACUGAUGAGUCACUGCUGCCAGUCAUGGCUGGUGUCUCCUGCCAGCGGGCCCCAGGGGUCUCUGUCCAGUGCCAGGCACUACAGUGAACUCAUCCUGGAGGCAUGUACAUUUGGAACUGUGUUCAGGCGUGAUCAGAGACUCAUUCAGGAUGUACAGACCUUCAUAGAGAGUCUGGGACAUGACUGUGCAGCCAAUGUUGUCAUGGAGAGUACUAAAAGGGAAGACUGUUAUGUGAGGGUCUGUGCCAUCAAAUUCCUGUGUCUGUUAGACUGCUCCAACACGGCCCACAAGUCAUUCAUGGAGGAUCUUGCAAUCAAGCUGUUGGACAAAGACGAGCAGGUGUCCCAGUCCAGAGACCGCUACUACCAGAACUCUCUCCAGCACCGGGUGAAGAACCGGAUAUGGCAGGUGCUACUCACGCUCUUCCCCAGGUUUGACCAGAAUUUCUUGAAUGAGAUUAUUGACAAGAUUUUCCAAGCUGGUUUUAUCAACAAUCAAGCAUCUAUAAAAUAUUUUAUAGAAUGGAUCAUUAUAUUGAUUCUUCAUAAGUUCCCUCAGUUUCUUCCAAAGUUCUGGGAUUGUUUUUCUUAUGGUGAAGAAAAACUUAAAACAAGUAUUUGUACAUUUUUAUCUGUUUUGUCACAUUUGGACAUUAUCAUUCAAAAUAUUCCAGAAAAGAGGCGAGUACUAAAGCAGGCCCUCCUCAUUGCAAUGAAAUGGGGUCUCAGCCACAACUUUAGCAUCCGGCUGUACGCUCUGAUAGCUCUGAAGAAGGUCUGGGCAGUGUGCAAAGCCCUCUGCGUGGAGGAGUGUGACGCGUGGACGGCUCUCAUAGAGUGUAGUCUCAGCCAGGUGGAGAGCAUGCAUGGUGCAGGGAAUGCCAAGAAGAACUGGCAGCGCAUCCAGGACCACUUCUUCUUUGCCACAUUUCACCCCCUGGAGGAUUACUGUCUGGAGACCAUCUUUUACACCCUCCCACGGCUCUCGGGCGUCAUUGAAGAGGAGUGGAUCACCCUUGACAGAUUUUCCAGCUUCACAGAUGUCCCUUCAGGUUCAGGGCCCCUGUGGUGCCUUUCUCGGACUCCGCUCUAUGAGCUAAAUCCCGGGGACUGGUCCCAGCAGGACGCAGGCACUGGCUCAAGGGAAGCAGAUGGCCCUUCUGAGCAGGCUGAUGUGCAGAAGAAGAUCAUCCCGUGGGGACACGACCUCCUCGACACAGACCUGGAGCUUGUGCUCCAGGACCGUGCUGCCAAACUUGGAAAGUCCAUCAGCAGACUGAUUGUAGUGGCCUCGCUAAUUGAUAAACCAACUAAUUUAGGAGGCCUGUGCCGGACCUGUGAGGUGUUCGGGGCCUCAGUGCUGGUGGUCAGCAACCUUCAUUGUGUCCGUGACAAGCAGUUUCAGCACCUCAGUGUCUCAGCUGAACAGUGGCUUCCUCUGGUGGAGGUGAAGCCGCAUCAGCUCCCUAGUUAUCUGCAACAGAAAAGGGCAGCAGGUUACACGGUCAUUGGUGUAGAGCAGACUGCCCACAGCUCAGACUUGGCCCAGUUCUGCUUCCCUGAGAAGUCGCUGCUCCUAUUGGGCAAUGAACGGGAAGGCAUUCCUGCCAACCUUCUACAGCAGCUGGACAUGUGUGUGGAGAUUCCCCAGCAGGGCGUCAUCCGCUCACUGAACGUGCACGUGAGCGGGGCCCUGCUGAUCUGGGAGUACACCAGGCAGCAGCUGCUCAGGCGUACAGGAGCCUCAUCGUGAAGCCUGUGCCUUACCUCAGUGGUCACGGUGCCUCUUGACUGCUUUUUAAACUAUUUGGAAUAAUGAAAGAGAUUCUGACAUUUAUUGGGAUAUGAAUUUUUUUUGUUCUUGCAAUUUAAUGCCAAAAACUUGUUCAAUGUGCCUUAAAUAUAUCAUUAUAUAUUUUCUCCUUUGAUAAAUCUUUAUAUAGAUACAUGAUUUUGCUUAUUAAUAAAACAUUUUACAUAAUUAUGAAAAUAAAACAACAUUUAAAAAAAAAAAGUCCUUCUAGAAGUUAAUAUCAUCAGGAAUACAAAGUGCACUCAAAGUAAAGUGA